Molecule: messenger RNA, 693 nt
Organism: Soboliphyme baturini
Lineage: Eukaryota; Metazoa; Nematoda; Enoplea; Dioctophymatida; Soboliphymatidae
Source: the annotation of a GenBank genome assembly
CUGUAUUAUUUGGAUAUUUAUCAGAGAUUAUUUUGUUGUAUAAUAGUCAUUUUACAGCUUGGAUUGAUAGCUUGUGUCGUUAACCAGCCGAAGCUGAGCGCCUUCAUAUUCCGCAACUAUAGCUAUCCGUCACACAAGGCUUCCGCGUUUCCAGGAGGUUGCGACUUUCAUUUAUGGGAAGCGCUGAAAGCAAGUGCCGCUGCCCCAGGAUAUUUCCAAGAUCACAAGGUCAACGGUUAUAUUUUACAGGAUGGUGGCAUAAUCGCUAACAAUCCCACUGCCAUUGGGAUCCAUGAGUCUCGCGCCCUGUGGUCAUUGGAUGUGCCUUUUCAAUGCGUCGUCUCCAUUGGUAAUGGUACAUUCGCGCCGGUACAAACUCCAAAGGAGGCAGAGAAUUUUACAUUUCGCGAUAAAGUUAUAAAGAUAAUCGACAGUGCUACGGAAACGGAAAAUGUGCAUACCGUCCUUUCUGAUCUGCUGCCGGCAAGUCGUUAUUAUCGAUUGAAUCCAUAUAUGUCUGUACCAUAUUCUCUGGAUGACUGCAGCGAUGAAUUACUGAAAAAUAUGCAGCAAGAUGCGCUUUGCUACAUUGAAAAAAAUAUGGUAAAAUUGAACUCUCUUGCUAAAAAAUUAGAAUAUCCAACAAAUGAUUUAAUUCAAAACAGUCAUUCAUGUCUUAGAGAUAAGGAUUAA